Porites lobata is the source of this 778-nucleotide messenger RNA. The record is from the annotation of a GenBank genome assembly. Lineage: Eukaryota; Metazoa; Cnidaria; Anthozoa; Scleractinia; Poritidae.
AUGCAUGUAGCUGUUUAUUUACAAAAUGUUUUAGAAUCUACAAGAUCGAGCAGUUCUGUGGACACUGCGUUUUACAGUAUUAAGUGGGCACACGAAUCAGCUGGUCUUGUAUCCCCUACAGAUAAUCCUUUAGUUAAUAGGGUGCGGGAGGCUGCUAAAAGAAUUGUAGGAGCUAAGAGGUGUCACAGGAAAAAACCUUUGUCUAUUGAAAUCAUCAAAGAUAUUAUCUCUGCCGCUGAUUUAUCCAAUACUCUUCAGCUGAGGAAUAUUUGUCUUUAUGUUCUUUGUUAUGCGGGGUUUUUUAGAUCGGAGGAGGUCACCAGUAUUAGACGAAAUCAUAUUACGUUUCAUGAUGGCUAUAUGACAAUUAAGGUCGAAAAGAGUAAAACUGAUCAGCUUAGGCAGGGCGAUGAGGUUAUUAUCGCACAAUCAGGUGGUAGUGCUUGUCCAGUUUCCAUUCUUCGAGACUAUUUAAGCAGGUUAAACUCGAUCCUCAUUCGGAUGAGUUAAUUUUCAGACAGUUGGUCAAAACCAAGUCAUUCUAUAAGUUGGUUAACAAAGAUAAACCUAUUAGUUACACUACUUUCAGGGAUCAUUCGUCGAAGAGUUUACGCUCUGUGGUGCCUGAUCCCUCUGUUUAUGGCACUCAUUCAUUUAGGUCAGGGGGAGCUACCAAGGCUGCCAACAGCGGCGUGGGCGAGCGAGUUUUUCAGAGGCACGGGCGGUGGAAGAGCGUUUCGGCCAAGGAUGGCUAUGUCAAAGACAAUAUCACUUCUAG